Oncorhynchus gorbuscha (pink salmon) is the source of this 775-nucleotide messenger RNA. Its product is annotated as interferon-induced protein 44-like. The record is from RefSeq and is a predicted model, not a curated record. Bases 17 to 547 code for a protein of 176 amino acids. The transcript has 4 exons. NCBI's taxonomy places the organism in Eukaryota, Metazoa, Chordata, Actinopteri, Salmoniformes, Salmonidae.
UGCAUUCAAUGAUGUCAUGGGUCUGGAGACACAGAAAAAUGGGUUGCACCCUGAUGACAUCAUCAAUGCUCUGAAGGGCCAUCUACCUGAGGGCUAUGAGUUCAAUCCUUUACACCCGCUAUCGGACCAAAAAGAAGAAUACAUUCAGAAUCCCAGUUUAAGUGACAAAACUCACUGUCUGGUCAGUAUUGUGACAGCAGACACAAUCUCUCGCAUGAAUAAGGAUGUCAUAGACAAGAUGAAACACAUCAGGGCAGAAGCCAGUAAACUGCAAAUCCAUCAAGUUGUUGUCAUGACCAUGCCAGACAAGGCUUGUGAGCUGGUGAAUAGGGAUGUGAAGAGAAUCUACUACAGCAAGGCAAUCAAAGAUAAGAUGCAGAUCUGCAGUAAUGAGCUGGGCGUUCCAAUGAACUGCAUCCUGCCUGUGAAGAACUACCAUGAGGAGGGGAUGAUGGAUGACGACAUGGACAUCCUGAUCCUGAACGCCAUGACUCAGAUUAUGAACUUCGCCAACGACUACAUCUGGGACCUCCAACAACAUGCAUGAGAUUGUGUCACACGCUAGGAGAUUAGAGAGCCAUGCAGUACAUAGCCUAGAUUUGAUUUCAGACUAAUUCAAGGUUAAUGUAGUCUUUUCCCCCCAUAGGAAAUAGGACAUUUGUUUUCGAGGCAGGAUAAAGUAACAUUGGAGGGAAAGUUGUCCUUCACAUUUUUUCAUAUUGUGGUUGUAUCAUUUAACUUAAUAUAAAAGCCUAAAUAUACUGUUUAAAGCCAC